Molecule: messenger RNA, 1350 nt
Organism: Hydractinia symbiolongicarpus
Lineage: Eukaryota; Metazoa; Cnidaria; Hydrozoa; Anthoathecata; Hydractiniidae
Product: homeobox protein six1b-like
Exons: 1
Coding region: 369-1097 (242 amino acids)
Biological process (GO): regulation of transcription by RNA polymerase II
Cellular component (GO): nucleus; transcription regulator complex
Molecular function (GO): DNA-binding transcription factor activity, RNA polymerase II-specific; RNA polymerase II cis-regulatory region sequence-specific DNA binding
Source: RefSeq, a predicted model, not a curated record
UAGUAAAGAUUUCGUAAAAUUUAAUUUCACAAUUACUCAGCAAAAAGCAAAAUUUUCACGCAAAAUUGUAAAACUUGACGGAGGAUAAAAUUUUAUAACGUUAUUGCAAGCCGACAAUAAGUUCGUGACACGAUUCAUUUUCAAAAAUGUUAGCGUGACAUAACACGUUACGAUAUCCAACAGUCAAAAAGAAUUGGUUUUGUCACAUACCAAAGUGUUGGAAAUGUUGUCUUUGAGGUAGUAUACUCAGCUAAAUGAAUAAACAGAAGAUAAAAAUAUUUGGCUGGUGAUCUUGUCAAUAGUAGAUUGAGACUUUAAAAAGUUCUGUAAAAGUUCACAGAUAGUUAAAAGGAAAUCUGAUUAAAGUGAUGGCAACGCUACAAUUCCUUCCUUCAUGCAUGGAGUAUGAUAGCCAACAGACAAUACGAAACUAUACACAUGAACAAGUAGCUUGUAUUUCCCAGGCGCUUGAACAAAGCGGUAACAUCGACUAUUUAGCGAGAUUUCUCUGGUCGUUACCAGAUUACGAUGACGUUUAUGUUAACGAGUCCGUUUUAGUGGCAAAAUCAGUUGUGGCCUACCAUCGAGGUAAUUUGCAAGAACUUCGUCACAUCAUCGAAAACAAUAAUUUCGCACCAAGCUGGCACCCAAAGCUACAAAUGCUUUGGCUGGACGCUCACUACCUAGAAGCUGAAAUCUUUCGUGGUAGACCGUUAGGGGCAGUAGCCAAGUAUCGUAUACGACGAAAAUAUCCCCUACCACGAACAAUAUGGGACGGUGAAGAGACAAGUUAUUGCUUUAAAGAAAAGUCGAGAGCUGUUUUACGGAUAUGGUACAAGCAAAACCCUUAUCCCUCGCCACGAGAGAAAAGAGAAUUAUCCCGAGCGACAGAACUUUCAACAACACAAGUAAGCAAUUGGUUUAAAAAUCGCCGACAAAGAGAUCGAGCAAUCGAAGUAAAAAAACGGGAGCAAGAAAAGAAGAAAACGUUUUGCAAAUACACUGCAGAUACAAAUGCUGACCCCUAUUCUGAUGAAUUCGACGCUACACCGCCAUUAUGUAAUAACCAGUUUUACAUAAAAAACAUGAACACGUGACGUCAUUAACGUGACAAGUUACGAAACAAAACAAUGAAGUUAAAAUGCGGAACAGCAGGAAAGAAAUGAUGACCAACUUUUGAGCUGUAUGUAUUCUGUGGGAGCUGAAUAAUAAUUUUGUAACAGAACAAAUAUUAACAAGUAUAUUUUUCGAACACACAUCAUCCACACACGCGAUUCUUCAAUACAAAUUUUCAAUUGAGAGGGAGUGUGCUUGUAAGUUCGUUGUAAUAAGUUAAGGUAAAAAAAAACA